Molecule: messenger RNA, 2008 nt
Organism: Polychytrium aggregatum
Lineage: Eukaryota; Fungi; Chytridiomycota; Chytridiomycetes; Polychytriales
Exons: 3
Coding region: 170-1792 (540 amino acids)
Molecular function (GO): protein binding
Source: RefSeq, a predicted model, not a curated record
CCGCUGCAUAUAUCCACCUACGCCUCUGGAUCUUGAACCCUGGCCUUCGUCUCCUCUCGUUGCCGAAAGGACCUGAGCAGAACCACCACCCACAUCACCCGACCACCACACCAGGCCCACCUUCCUCCGUCAAAACAUCGAUAUCACGACACAGUCCUCUUCUCCGCCGAUGAACCUGUCCGCCGCGGUCGUUGCAAUCCUCUUCCACACCCUUCUUUGGAUUCAGCCCCUGCAGGUCCUGGCCGGCUGCUUGCCCAUCAGCUCGUCCCAGUCGUGUCCUUUCUGGAGCGGUGGAUUCUCGAUCGACACCCAGCUCUUUCCGCAAAUCACGUCGUCGGCCUCAUUCGAUGCGCUCAUCGUCGCGCAGUCCGCGACUGAAGGGUCGUCGCUCUUCUAUGGCACCUCGGGAUGGGCAAGCCAGGCCAUCAUUUCCAUGUCACAGCGACCCGAGGUCCAAACCUGCGCAUACCAUGCCAGCGGCUCGCCAUACACUCCCCAACCCGACUUACUUUACACUCAACCCAUCGCCUGUGCAUAUUACAUCCUCGCCUCGCAAAAGAACUGUCCGGCGCCCACGCCCCCGAAGGCCCUCUGUCCAUCGGUCUGCCAGACAUCGGCCAGCAGUAUGCUCAGCGUUCUCAGGCAGCAGUGUGUCCUGUCUCUGAGUCCCCUCGUCCCCAUCGUGAACGAUCCCUCCUUUGUGGCCCCGUAUCUUUCCAGCUGCCAGGCCCUGCAGAGCAGCAGCUCCAGCAACUGCAUCUCCGAGACAGACAUCGACAAUACUCCGGGUGCAUACUGCGGCUAUGCCCUUGGCGGCGCUCCCGGCUCUCCCCAAGGAUGGAACUCUCAGACCCAGACGGGUUUGCCUCGAUGCGAUGCACUUCCUUAUAGUCAGCAGCCGUGCUGUACUGGCAACUAUCCGACUCCUCAGCCCCCUGCCCCGGCAUCCUCCACCACCACCUCCGCUUCGGCAUCAGUGGCAUCGCUCUCGGCAUCGGCAUCAAGCACGACCGGCCCGCCCGCACCCCUAACGACCCUCACAUCCUCCUCGGCUGGGCCGACACCAACGCCCUCUGCGCUUCCUCAAAACAACGCCUCAAUCCCGCCCGACAGCCGCUCCGUCACGCUCUGGACUGGCCUCGGUCUUGGAGCAUUUCUGUUGCUGCUAACAAGCAUCGUGGCCGCCCUCCUAUACCGCCAAUAUCGCUUCCACCGGAACCACGACGCAUCUGAUGUCGUCAAACUCAAUGAUCUUGGCCCCACCAAGGCGAGCAUGCGCCGGCGCCAAGUUAGCCCGCCGCUGAUCAAAAACUACAAACAAACCACUCCGUUCCGACGAUCGCCCACCCAAAUCAAAGAGCAGGCGGCCCAGAGAGCCAGUGGAGAGGCACAGGCCUUGACCGCCCAGCAGACGUCGCCAGAUCCGUCUCCGGUCUCACUGGCUCCAAAGUCGCAGCACGGGCCUCUGCACAUUCCCUUUUAUGCAACCAUGACUGGCCAACUCUGGAUGUCGGUCAAACAGUUCGAUGCCAGAUACUCGGACGAGGUCUCGGCGUCCAGAGGCGAUCUUAUCCGCGUGCUGUCUGUCUUCGACGAUGGAUGGGCCAAGGUGUGUAUCAUCGACAGCAUCCAGGUGCCAGGGACGGCUGGAUGUGCCCUCCUUCUGCACCCGCAGCCUCGCAAUCUUUGCAGGGCUCACAAAGUCGAUUCUUGCGACAUCAUCUCACUCGCUCACGAUUUCACCUCUAGGCCGUCAACAUCUCUACGCCCGGUGCAGGAGUAUUGCCUCUAAACUACUUGACCCUCGUCGACCAGGACGCUUCCAAAAAUGAAACUGCUGAUGACGAAGCAGUCAGAACCGCUGCUUCGGCUCCCGUCCCUGCCACCACGGGCCCUUCUACAUCCACAGAAACAACCGAAUCCGCCUCUACCGCUGCUCCCGCUACUCCGACUAGUGCGACGCCUGCCAUCGUCGUCAAGGUUGACUAGGUCUCCUCUUACUCUAUCA